Molecule: messenger RNA, 626 nt
Organism: Euleptes europaea (tarantolino)
Lineage: Eukaryota; Metazoa; Chordata; Lepidosauria; Squamata; Sphaerodactylidae
Gene: MGST2
Product: microsomal glutathione S-transferase 2
Exons: 5
Coding region: 1-444 (147 amino acids)
Biological process (GO): leukotriene biosynthetic process
Cellular component (GO): membrane; endoplasmic reticulum; nuclear envelope
Molecular function (GO): enzyme activator activity; leukotriene-C4 synthase activity; glutathione transferase activity
Source: RefSeq, a predicted model, not a curated record
AUGGCUGGGCAUUGGAUUUGGCUUGCCGCGGUCACCCUUCUUUCUGCCUGCCAGCAAUGUCACUUCGCUUGGCUUGUGGGAAGGUCAAGACUAAAGCACAAGAUCAUGCCUCCAGCUGUCUCUGGGCCACCAGAAUUUGAGAGGACGUUCCGUGCUCAGCAGAACUGUGUGGAGUCUUACCCUAUCUUCCUAGUGACCUUGUGGAUUGCUGGAUGCUUUUUCAAUCAAGAAAUAUCUGCAAUUUUCGGUCUGAUAUUUAUGUUUGCACGUCACAAAUACUUCCAUGGCUAUGCAGAAUCCGCGAAAGGAAGAUUAGCAGGUUUUUAUUUGAAUGCAGUGGUUUUGAUGUUCCUGAUUGCCUUGAGCACAACAGGGAUUGUGAAUAGCUUUCUGGAUGAAUAUUUGGACUUCAACAUAGGAAAGAAACUACGUAAACUGAUCUAAAGAUUCUUCUUAUGCAUAAAUCAGGCAGACGCUUCUUCUGGAUAUCAAAAAAGAAGAUAAAUCGUAUGGAUUAAAUUGCAAACAGUCUGAUUUCUUCACUAGCAUUCCUUUGCAAUGCAAAAUGUAUGACUUUCCUGAAAUUUUGUUUACUUUCAUGCAUGCUGAAACAUUCUGUCGGAUUG